Molecule: messenger RNA, 1647 nt
Organism: Tetrahymena thermophila SB210
Lineage: Eukaryota; Ciliophora; Oligohymenophorea; Hymenostomatida; Tetrahymenidae
Product: transmembrane protein, putative
Exons: 1
Source: RefSeq, a predicted model, not a curated record
AUGAGUAGUUGCGAGCUUACGAAAGAUGAGAUUUUAAAUAUAAAAAGAUUCAGUUAAUAAACAACUGAUGGUUCUUUCUAAACAUAUGAUUCAUGCACAUACUAUGAUUUUAUGUUAUAAAUGUUAGUGAAUGAUUUUAAAAAUGAUUUAAGCAAUUGUAUAUAUCGCUCAGAAUGUCCUAGCUAUGAUACAAUGAUGAUAGUUAUGACUGUUUGCUAUGCUUAUUGUCUGCUAAAGUGUUGCAUUCUUUUUAUGGUUUAUUUCUACUAGAAAAAUAGAGUUAAAAAUAUUUCGAAUAAUAUUUCAAAAAUAAAAAACUUUGAUGAAGAUGUUCAGCAAUAGAUUCAAAAUAAUUAGAAUAAUCAAUUGUAAAACAGUGUGUAAGAUAACUAAGAAAGAAAAAGCAACACAGGUAAAUAUUAUCUUGACGCUGAUAGUAUUGAAGAGCUAAAGACUUAUGAAACCAGUAUCAAAAUGAAUAUUUAUGUGGAAAUGUUUAUGGCUGCUAGAGAUUUCUUUUUGUUCAGAGGGUUAGGCUAUUUUAUUUCUUAUCUUUAUGAUGUCGUUUUUAUAAAUCCUACAAUUGGAAAUAGUAUUUCAGAAUAAUCAUUUUAGUGCUCCAUCUAAAGUCCAAAUAAUAUAACUGUCAACGAUUGCGAAUAUUUGAAGAAAAAUACAUAUUUCUAUUUAUCAAGUGCAGAUAUCUGCGUUAUUAGAUAUCCAUUUUUUUCCUUAGAAGGAGAAGAUAAUGUAGAACAGUAAUACAGCUUAAUGUACAUUUACAUCAUCCUUUGGAUUAUAUUAGAAAGCUUUGCAGGUUCCAUUCUUUUUUUUAACACUUAAGUCCUGUCAUAUGUCAAUGAAGGAGGUAAAGAACCAAAAGAUUACAACAAAAAAAUUCUAAAUUACUCUAAAAUUUUCUUUGUUUGUUAAGCUAUUGUUUUAUCAGUGCUAAUAUUUGUUUUCAGAAUUCGUUUGUACUUCCGCUUCGAGUCUGCCCAAGUAAUUAUAUUCUACUUAGUAUGGAAAAGUCUUGGCUUCAUGCUACUGUUAGAUUAAUUUAUAAAAAAGAAAUAUCUCUCAAAGGAGCUUUAUAUAGAUAUAGCUUAUGAUAAGGACAUGGAUUGGACUAAAAAUGAAAAAAAUAAUUAUGAAAAGGCAAAAGAAAGAGCUGAAUAAUCUUUAGAUAAAAUGGGGAGGAGCUUCAUAGAAAAUUAUAAACAUUAUUUACAAAUAAUACACAAAAAUCUUGAGAGCAAAUGUGCUUAAAAGUAAAGUUAACAAAAAAAUAAGAUAAAAUUCUAAUGGAAUUCUUAUUUAAUGUUUGUGUUAUGCACUCUCGGUUUAGGAAUCAUUGGAUACUCCCUCUGUCUGAUUCAUUAUUCAAUCAAUAAAGACAGCUCUUAAUAAGACAUCCCUAAUACAAUUGAAUUAUCAGAUUUAAACACCUCAAACUUUUUGUUUGGUAAAUAUUUGAAAGCCUAGGGGCUCUAUUGGUUUGGAUUUGUUUUCUGCAUGCUUGAAAGUGCUAUUUUUGAAAUAUUUAACAGUGUUCUUUUAUUGCACAGCUACUACUUACAAUUGUUCAAGCAAAUGGCUAGCCCUGAAGGAGAAUAAAGCAGCAAUGAAGAGCAAGAAAUUCAAUGA